Molecule: messenger RNA, 618 nt
Organism: Neolamprologus brichardi
Lineage: Eukaryota; Metazoa; Chordata; Actinopteri; Cichliformes; Cichlidae
Gene: il12a
Product: interleukin 12a
Biological process (GO): immune response
Cellular component (GO): extracellular region
Molecular function (GO): interleukin-12 receptor binding; growth factor activity
Source: RefSeq, a predicted model, not a curated record
AUGGCAAACUUUCAACUAUACGUCGCCAGCUGUGUGCUGCUGCUGUCCCUGAGCUGGCGCACAUCCGAAGCUCUCCCGGUGCCCGCACCGAGCCCGGGGACCGGCGGUCAGUGCGCCGACUUCUACAAGAUGCUCCUGCUGAACAUCUCAAAAGCUCUGGACAGUACUUAUUUGAGUGAUGGUAUCCAAUCGGAAAAAAUUGAGAUGAGGAAUACUGGGGAGACAGUACUGGCCUGUGCACCCACUCUGACUCAGAACUUAGGUUGCGUGACACAAAGAAAUUCUUCCUUCAGUGAGAGUGAAUGUCUGAAGAACAUAAAGAAGGACCUGCUCUACUAUCACGAAGCGAUUGCAUCUUACCUCACAGGUCCUCUCAAAAAUGGUCCAGAGGAAAUUAGACUUCUGAGCCCAAUCGUGGAAAUCACAAAGAAUCUCACAGAGAACUGCUUUCCACAGCUGGAUGUAGAGAACCUGCCCUCAAAGGAUGCCAAGGUGUGGGGCAAUGAGUCCUACAACAACCGGCUGGAGAUGAAUAAGAUGAUGAAAGGCUUCCACAUCAGAGCCAUCACUAUCAACCGAGCCAUUGGCUACAUCUCCUCGGGAGACCACAGGAAGUAA